UGUCAUCAUCACAUUUUCUCUCUCUAAAACCCCAUCUGCAACCAGGCUUGUUCUCUCUAGACCACGCUUCUCUCUCUGCUAAUUUCUUCAUGGACCACAGUCUAUCUCUCCACUAAUUUAUUGGCCUUCUCGAGGAACUAAAGUUGCAGGUCUCUUACUUUCUCUCUCUUGAUUCAUCUUUCUUCAACUUCUCUCUAAACCCCAUUUCUUCUUUGCAGGUUUAGCUUUCUUCAUCUUCUCUCUUACUAAAACACCCAUACAAUUGCAGCGUCUCCCCCCUCUCUCUCUCUCUAAAUCCGUUCCUUAUUCCUCUCUCUAAUCGCCCCUUGAUUCGACCCAGUUGCAGGUCUCUCCAUCCCUUUCUCUCUCUAAGACCCACAUUUAUUGUGCGCAGUUUUGCAUCUCUCUCUAGAAAGCACUCUCCUUUCGGCUCAAGUUGCAUCUCUCUCUAAACCCCAAGCUGCAGAACCAGUUCCUCUCUCUCUAAAACCUAAGUUGCAGAACCAGAGCAGCCAUGGCGGCCACCCCCGGGGACUCCUUCGACUCAUCUCUGUACCCUCGCGCCCUCUUCUCUCUCUACCUAAUCUGCCCCCUCACCGUCCUCCCUCUGCAACUCCUCCAAGCUCCGUACGGCAAGCACAGCCGCAAUGGAUGGGGCCCCUCCCUCUCCCCUCCUCUGGUCUGGUUCUUAAUGGAAAGCCCCACCCUCUGGUUAACCCUAAUCCUCUUACCCCAAGGGCGCCAUUUCCACAACCCACAAACCCUAGCGCUACUUUCUCCUUUCCUCUUCCACUACCUCCACCGCACCUGCAUCUUUCCUCUCCGCCUCCUCCACCGCCAAAAAACCGUAAUUUCAGGCCAAAAAUCACCUGGUUUUCCCUUCAUCAUAGCACUAAUGGCCUUUGUGUUUAAUCUCUUCAACACUUAUUUACAGGCCAGGUGGGUCUCUCACUAUAGUGAUUAUGGGCCUAAUUGGUGCAUAGGGCUCAGGUUUAAUGGUGGCUUACUGGUUUUUAUCACAGGGUUAGUGAUUAAUAUAUGGGCAGAUUCCAAGUUAAUUGCUUUGAAAGGGGAAGGUGGGGGUUAUAAGAUCCCAAGAGGUGGAUUAUUUGAGGUGAUUAGUUGCCCUAAUUACUUUGGAGAAGCUUUGGAGUGGCUCGGUUGGGCUAUAUUGACAUGGUCAUGGGCUGGAUUAGGGUUUUUUCUAUAUACAAUGGCCAAUUUGGGGCCUAGGGCUAGGGCACACCAUGAUUGGUAUUUGAAGAAGUUUGCUGAUGAUUAUCCAAAGAGCAGGAAGGCCAUGAUUCCUUUUGUUUACUAGGGUUGUUGUUG
Amborella trichopoda is the source of this 1332-nucleotide messenger RNA. RefSeq names its product 3-oxo-5-alpha-steroid 4-dehydrogenase family protein (gene DET2). Gene Ontology annotation, cellular component: membrane. Gene Ontology annotation, molecular function: 3-oxo-5-alpha-steroid 4-dehydrogenase activity. The record is from RefSeq and is a predicted model, not a curated record. Lineage: Eukaryota; Viridiplantae; Streptophyta; Magnoliopsida; Amborellales; Amborellaceae. Gene Ontology annotation, biological process: brassinosteroid biosynthetic process.